This is a messenger RNA of Haemonchus placei, 1125 nucleotides long. The record is from the annotation of a GenBank genome assembly. NCBI's taxonomy places the organism in Eukaryota, Metazoa, Nematoda, Chromadorea, Rhabditida, Trichostrongylidae.
AUGCGCAUGAGAAUUUUGGGUCUGAAGUUCCGUGCAUUCUAUCCAAUCGAUACGAUUUUCAAAGUCCGUAGGACCAAUUUGUACACAGCCAUCCCUGGACCUCCUUUCGCCAUGAUUUCUUACUUGCCACAUUUCGUCACACUUCAUGACGCCAUGGCCUGUGAGUGCCUUCCACCACCACCCGUCUUUCAGCUACCUCCACCGCCGGAUUUAUCACUCGUCUGGCAUCUUAUCAGUGACGAACCGUACGAGGCACCAUCCGAUUGUGAAUGGAGCCCAUUCAUCUCGAUUUCGGAUGUCUCGUCGAAAAUCCCAUUGGCACCGUUGUCGAGCCGAUCCCUCAUAGUUAUCUCACUGAUCGCUUUGCUCAUCCUUCUCUCGCUCAUCGCUCUUGUGAUAUGCCGAAUAAGGCGUGGGAAAUCUCGUCGCAAUAAAACGAAAUCCGCCUCAUCAGAUGGUAUUCUGUCGGCCGGCGAUAAUGUAUGGACAUAUAACUCUAUGAAGAACUCAUAUACGGGCUCUAUGGGUAUCCUGGUCUGCAACGGUACUUCACAUAAUCAAGCCUAUCAACAUACUCCUGGAACGAUACGUUCCUUUGCAACGAUUCCACAUGAACCAGCGCCGUUACGUCCAUGUACGUCGACGACCCUUCGACUACACCCGAAGGAACACUCGGCCGCGUAUCACACUGUUGGAAGAAAUACGUCAUCCUCACCUACAGAGUUCUAUGAGGAAAUUCCACCACAGGGUUACAUGCCCACAUUUGCCAUCAAUAAAGCUCGAAUGCCGGUCAGUUCCUCCUUCAGUCGAGACUCAUGUCGUCGACCACCACCGAAAUGUAGACCACCGCCAAUACCUUCAUCGGCAAAUGUUUCCAACGAAUACAGCCCCCAUGGUAGCGAUGAAGGCAGUAUCGAUCGGGAACUGUCCAGGAUCCCCGCUGAUUCUCCACCACUUCCACGAUGGGAGGAAUGCGAACAUCGUAAUGGUGAAGGACGUGAAAGCGGCUAUGGUACGGCACCAAGUCGACAGUGGAGAAGUCCUCCAGCGCGAACUGACGACACCCGAUUACCGGCCUAUGUUCUGUCACAAGCUCCAAAUGUUCACUCGAUGACAUACGUGUAA